Molecule: messenger RNA, 925 nt
Organism: Arachis duranensis
Lineage: Eukaryota; Viridiplantae; Streptophyta; Magnoliopsida; Fabales; Fabaceae
Product: transcription factor TGAL1-like
Exons: 6
Coding region: 358-837 (159 amino acids)
Source: RefSeq, a predicted model, not a curated record
UAAUGUGUGCACGAUUAUUAACUUUAAAUAUAACCAUGCUGUGUUCCAAUGUUCUUCAAUGAAGUUGGAUUUAUAUAUUUAUUAUUUAAAUUUAUUGAUUCAGUGUCAAAUUAUUAGUCUAUGGUUCGUCAAAGUUUGACUUUUUCUGAAGUUUCUUUUCCCGUGGGGACAUUAUCGUGUUCCGUGAGUUGGAGAGGUUUUUUCACCUUUUAGGUUUUGAAUUUUGAUAUCAUUUUGGGAAUCAACUGAAUUGAGGAAUUUUUGUUGAAGAAGGGGUGUGUGUGUGUGUAUGUGUGGUGUGGUGCCAGGGUUGUUGGUAUAGAAUGCUGAAUUUGGAUUCUCAUUUGCCCAAUUCCAAUGCCAGAGGCAAGCAGAGUUGAUUCUUUUUGUUUGUCCGACUUUGAUCAAUCAAUUGGAAAUCACUUGGAGAAUGCUGUCGAAUUGAGUGGAAAUCCUGUAAAUAACUCACUGAAAGUAAGUAGCCAGACGAUUUCUCCUGGUCCUGUUCACCUUGGCACUUCUGAUAGGUUGCCAAUUUCAGUUGAUAGAAGCUCAUUUAUGUACCUAGAAGACCGACUGAGUUUGCUGGCACAAAAGGUACAAUCAACAAAUCACAUUAUAAUACCAAGUGGUGAUACAGAAAACCAGGAAGGGUCUGCCAUGGCUGAUGCCAGUCCUAGAACUGAUAUUUCUACAGAUGCCGAUACUGAUGAUAAGAAUCAGCGGUUUGAUGGAAGUCAAUCCCUUGCUGCUGUGGCUUCAGACUCAAGUGACAGAUCAAAGGAUAAAACAGAUCAGAAGGUAAUUUAUAUCUCGAAGAAUAAAUCUGCAUUUUAGCACCCCAGAGAUAUAUGUAAUCACAUUGAUCCUCUCAAGAAAUGCACAACAUCUUCGCCUCUAUUUCCAUACAUAUGUUCAAAAUGAC